Molecule: messenger RNA, 2998 nt
Organism: Hydra vulgaris (swiftwater hydra)
Lineage: Eukaryota; Metazoa; Cnidaria; Hydrozoa; Anthoathecata; Hydridae
Product: zinc finger BED domain-containing protein 4
Molecular function (GO): protein dimerization activity
Source: RefSeq, a predicted model, not a curated record
UUUUUUAAAUUUUAGUUUAUUUUAUUAAAUUGAAACUAGGGUAAAUUGGCAAAUAUCGAGCAGUUUAGUGAACGUUUGCUGCAAACAUUAUGAAAUCUGAACAAACGGCUUUCAGGAAAAUACCGAUCUUAAUUUGAGCACCUAAUUGUUUUAUCCAGUGAUAUUUUCGUACACGAGAACGAAAACGAGAACGAAAAAAAAAGCCUUUCAUUUACGAAAACGAAAACUAAAACGAAAUUUAUUUUAAGAACGAGAACAGAAUAAAAACGAUAAUUUUAAAUUUUCGAACGGAAUUGAAAAUUAUUUUAAAACAAAAUAUUUUCGUUCUAGAUUUGAAACGAGUUGAAUUAUUUGAUAUAUAUAAUUAUUAUAUUACAAUACAUUAUAAUGAUAUAUUAUUCGAACUUAAUUGAAUUUUAUUCAAUUAAGUUCGAAUAAGUUUAGUUAUGAUAUAGUUCGAAUAUAUUUAUUCAAAUAUAUUUUUUCGAACUAAAAAAAAUCAAACUGUAAGACCAACACAACUACGCGAUGAGUUUGAGUAAACUUUUUGCUGGUAGGAAGAGGAAUAGUUCAGUAUGGAAAUGGUUUAAAUACGAUGCGUCAUCCGACAAAUCAGUAUGUUUAGUUUUACUUGAUGGUGAAAAAGUAUGCAAUACAAAGUUGUGUGGAAAGAACCCAACAAAUCUUAAACUACAUUUAGCAAGAAACCAUAAGUCUGUACACGUUGAGCUGGAAGAGUCGGAAUUAAAGAAAUUAAGUGAAAAAAAGCAAACAGGGAUAAAGAGAAAAGCAGUGGAUGAAAAUGGACCCACUCUUUUAGAAUCGUCCUCAAAUCAGAACCAGACCUUGAUUCAAUGCAUUAAUCGUAGGAAUACCGCAUGGCCUAUUAAUUCACACGAGCAUAAAAUUCGACUAAACUCUCUUAUUCAAAUGAUAAUUGCAACAUGUAAUCCAGUGACAUUGGUGGAUAAUGCGAGUUUUAGAAAGUUAGUUAAUACCUUGGAUUAUAAAUUUUCAUUGCCUGCUUCUGCCAAAAUUACUAGCCUACUUAAUGAAGAAUUUUGACUGUUUUAACGAGAAAACUUUUUAACGUUUUAACGAGAAAACUCUGCCAAAAUUACUAGCCUACUUAAUGAAGAAUUUUAACUGUUUUAACGAGAAAACUUCGUGACUUCAUAUCUGAAGGCAGGCGCUUCACUAUAUGCCUUGAUGGCUGGACUAAAAAAGGUCUUACUGCGUCCUUUUUAGGAAUUUCGGUUUGUUUUUUUCACUUUAAAUCCGAAAAACCAAUACAUGCUCUGCUUAAUUUGUAUCUUGUGAAACAUCCACAUACAGGUGAACAAAUUGCUAAUUGUUUUGAAAAAUGCCUAAAAUAUUGGAAUAUUUCCAGAGAAAAAAUAUUGCUUGUUAUUUCGGACAAUGGAGCAAACAUGGUCAAAGGCAUAAAGUUGUCGAGAAUGAAAGCUCAAGCUGAACGUGAUAUACUUAUUGAAUUAGAAAGUGAGGUUAAUGAAGAGCAGAUAACAGAUCUGGAAGACGAUGAGAAUAUGACAAAUAGUGAAGAGUGGGAACAUGUUGACUUGAUAGUUGAUGUAAUAGAAAACGUAGCAUUUAGAAGAUUGGGAUGCAUUGCACAUGUUAUACAGCUAGUUGUAAAACUUGCAUAUGAUGGUAAAUAUCAUGGCUUACUUUUGAAGGUACGUGGAUUAGUGGGAAAAAUUCGCAAAUCUUUUGUUGCAUUGGAAAAAAUUAUCAACAAAUGUGGUAAGACUGUGAUCAGCGACUGUUCUACAAGAUGGAACAGCACUUACUUUAUGGUUCGGAGAUUUCUGGAAAUAAAGACAUCUAUCAACGAAGUGCUUGGAGACCUUAACAUUGAUUCACUUGCCAAUAGCGAAUGGAUAAUGCUUCAGGAUUUUGUCAAUCUUUUAGAACCUUUUGCCAAUGAAACUGAUAUUCUUCAGACGGAUGCACUUUCACUAUCCAGUGUUAUACCUUCAAUACUUAAUUUAGAAUGUCACCUUGAGCAAUUUGGAGAUGCCAAAGAUGUAGCAGUUAAAAUGCUUGAAGAUCUACGCCGUCGUUUUGCCGUUCUUUUGCAGCCAAACGAUCCUAAUUUUAAUCCACUGCCAUGUGCCGCAUGUCUACUUGACCCCACAUGUGCAAUAGCUCUUUUAGGUAAUGAGCAUACACAAAUCAGAGAGUGUGCAAAGAAAUACAUUUUGUCAGAGGCUAAAAAAUCGGUGCAACUUGAUUUACUUUUAGCAAGUGCAUCUACUCUUUCUGUUGAGAUUGCUCCAGAAAUAAAUGGAUUAACAAAAUGGAAAUUUUUAGUGGCAAAACAGCGAGUAGAAAAAAUAAAGCUUAUUCCAGGUAAUGAAGCACAAAAUGAACUCAACAAAUAUUUUAUUGAAAUAAGGAACUGCUCUAUGUGCCAAAAUGCUUUAAAUUUCUGGAAGAUGAGACGUGCUGUUUACCCACAUAUUGCACCAUUAGCUGAAGACCUCAUUGCAGCUCCUGCAACUCAAGCAUAUGUUGAAAGACUUUUUUCUAUCUGUGGCUUGCUCACAAAUGGACGGAGAAAUCGAAUGUCAGCGUCAUUGGAAAUGCGAGUUUUCUUAAAACUAAAUUCUCAUCUAGUCUAGAUGAUAAUCAUAUAAUCACUAGGCCCUUUAUUUGUAAAAUAUAUGAGUAAUUAUUAAAAUCUAUACAAUAACUAUUCAUUAGUUUUUAUUGUUACCAAAUUUGAGGAGUUUUUUUUAUACCUAAUAAUUGAAAUUUUUUUAAGUUUUAGAGCAAUAAGGACAGGUUGUUGUUGUGUUUUUUAUUAAGGGCGGUGGGCGGGGCUCUAAACUUCUAGCCAUGGGACUGGGUGUAUUACAUUUAAUUAAGUUCUCAUUUUUUUGUUUGUUUAUAGAACUAAGACUUACUUCUUUUAAUUAUAUAUGCCUAUAUUAUUUAUAAAUUAUACUAAAUUAUAAUUAGAUGAGAUAAAAAA